GUGUUAGCUUGAAUAAAUAUUGGUACCUAUAUGGUCUCAUCUCCAGCGUCCAUAUGAUCCGACUCAGUCCUUUUCUUCCACACGAUCUAUCUACCACUUCCAUUUCCUCUAUAACUACCUACUCCACUGUUGUUCGUGUUUCUCCGACUGAAUUACAAUGGCUCUGCAGCCCUCCUCCACCAGUAUCCAGGUCGAAUUCAUCGUCUUUCCACCAUCCGUCAAGCCUCCUGGUGCAACCACCACUUUGUUCCUAGGAGGCGCAGGUGUGAGAGGAAUGGAGAUUCAAGGAAACUUUGUGAAGUUUACGGGGAUUGGUGUGUACUUGGAGGAUAAAGCCAUUCCGUCACUCGCCGGUAAGUGGAAGGGCAAAACCGCUGCUGAGUUGAAGGAUUCCGUCCAGUUCUACAGGGAUAUCGUUACCGGCCCCUUUGAAAAAUUUACUCAGGUGACGAUGAUACUACCAUUAACGGGUAAGCAAUACUCUGAAAAGGUGUCGGAAAUGUGCAUUGGGGUUUGGAAAGCACAAGGCACCUAUACAGAUGCAGAUACCGCAACUAUUGAAAAGUUCCUUCAAGUUUUUAAAGAUGAAAACUUCUUACCAGGCUCCUCUAUUCUCUUCACAACAUCGCCAAAUGGGUCGUUAACGAUCAGCUUCUCGAAAGAUGGUAUCAUACCUGAAGUUGCCAUUGUUGUGUUAGAAAACGAAAAAUUGGCACAAGCAGUAAUUGAGUCUGUGAUCGGCGAGCAUGGUGUUUCCCCAGCGACGAAACAAAGUUUGGCAUCAAGACUCUCAGAAUUCAUGAACCAAGUUGAUGAGAAAGCAACUACAAGUGUUGAAAGCAAAAUUGGUUUAGAAAGUCAAACUGGUUUGUAAACGGGUAAAACUCGUAUGUGAACAAAAUAAAAUGCAAAAUCAUAUGCUCUUAUGGCGUGUGAGAUUUCUACUCGAAUAAAAAUCCAUCAAACCUUUCGAUCCUUCUAGAUGGGGUGUGAGUUUAAUUUGAAAUCACUGGAUCAAAUUAAUUAGGUUUGAUUAUUGUAUAUGUAAGUUAAGGAGUGUUUGAUUUUGAUUUAAUAAGCUUAAUAGACUUAUGGGUUAAUCCAUCUAC
This is a messenger RNA of Cynara cardunculus var. scolymus (artichoke), 1109 nucleotides long. Its product is annotated as chalcone--flavonone isomerase. The record is from RefSeq and is a predicted model, not a curated record. The transcript is spliced from 4 exons. Gene Ontology annotation, molecular function: chalcone isomerase activity. The coding region runs from base 158 to 874 and encodes 238 amino acids. Gene Ontology annotation, biological process: flavonoid biosynthetic process. NCBI's taxonomy places the organism in Eukaryota, Viridiplantae, Streptophyta, Magnoliopsida, Asterales, Asteraceae.